ACGGUUGGGCCAAUGUAACCAUUCUCUCUCGUCAAAGGUUUUAGUUUGAGUUUGAGUAUCUAAGCAUGGCUCUCUCCCAAUCUUGCCGGAAAACAAGCCUUCGAAAACGAUGCUAUCUGGUUGCAAAACAGCAGAAGACGCGCUUCUACAUCUUCGGACGCUGCAUAGCCAUGCUCCUCUGCUGGCACGACCACGCUAUUUCCGAUUAGACCCUUCACUCUAACUUGCGUUUCAGCUAUGAGAGCAUCGAAAUUUCGAUCUUUGUCCAUAUGGGCACCCACCCUCGGCGUCACGUUAUUGCUUUUGCCACACCCGACGACAAAGAGGGGUGUAGGAAAGUGGAGGAUUACAACACAUUGAAGAUCAAUCACUGCAAAUGCAAAUUGGAUUGUCUUGUGUCUCUUGAGGUUGAAUUGAAGAAUUCUUGGGGCACAAGGUGGAAAAAAUUGGGUCUUUGAAACUGGUGGCUUAUAGGGUUAGUUGAUCAGGGAAAAGAUAAGGUCUUGAAAUUAAUUGGACCCGUUUGAGUUGAGUACCCAAAAGUUGGGUACUUGAUUGGCUUCGUUGCCGUGUAAUUACUAUUGUAAUCAUCUGACCUUGUUUUAGACAAUAGUUUUAUUGAGCUGAAACAAGUGUUCUCCAAAAGUGCUGCUAUCUUUCCGUGACAAUUAUUUUUUUAUUCAUAAAAUUGGUUACUUAAGAUUA
Messenger RNA from Glycine soja, 705 nucleotides. RefSeq lists its product as uncharacterized. The coding region runs from base 66 to 209 and encodes 47 amino acids. NCBI's taxonomy places the organism in Eukaryota, Viridiplantae, Streptophyta, Magnoliopsida, Fabales, Fabaceae. Gene Ontology annotation, biological process: negative regulation of cell population proliferation. The record is from RefSeq and is a predicted model, not a curated record. The transcript has a single exon.